Messenger RNA from Mytilinidion resinicola, 528 nucleotides. RefSeq lists its product as uncharacterized. NCBI's taxonomy places the organism in Eukaryota, Fungi, Ascomycota, Dothideomycetes, Mytilinidiales, Mytilinidiaceae. The record is from RefSeq and is a predicted model, not a curated record. The transcript is spliced from 4 exons. The coding region runs from base 1 to 528 and encodes 175 amino acids.
AUGGUUCGGUGCGCAGCGGAAGAGAGGCCCCAAACGAAAAGUCGUCUUCCGCCCUUGAAGCGCCACAGAAACCAGCUUGUAAACUUGAAUGCACCGGACGAUGAUGACCGAAUCAUAUUGGCUAGACGGAACCAAAUCGAAUCACCAUUGCUAAACUUACCAAAAGAAGUGCUCAUCUUGAUAAGGGAGUUCGCUUUUGGCGGACACCACAUUCACAUUACGGGCAUCGAGCUGGUAGGAGAAGUUGGAUCGUGGGCAUUUCCCGCUCAGCAGCAGCUUUCUCGGUCUCAGCGGCUGCCAGAAGAGACAGAUCCAGACAACCAUGAUAGCUUUUGCACAGUUGGGAACCUCAGAGAGACAGAAACGGCUCGACUUCACUUCCGCAAUUGUGUAUAUAAGAUUACUGGUCUGCGCUUUACAAACGGACUGAGAAUCUGCAGGACGGGUCUACUGUGGAGUCCUUCGUGCGAUGGAUAUCGAUCGUCAGCAGGCUGGCCGAAUUUCCAACUUGCUGGUGGAGCAAUCUAG